Messenger RNA from Nothoprocta perdicaria, 318 nucleotides. Its product is annotated as cytochrome b-c1 complex subunit 8. Gene Ontology annotation, biological process: mitochondrial electron transport, ubiquinol to cytochrome c. The transcript is spliced from 2 exons. The record is from RefSeq and is a predicted model, not a curated record. Bases 17 to 265 code for a protein of 82 amino acids. NCBI's taxonomy places the organism in Eukaryota, Metazoa, Chordata, Aves, Tinamiformes, Tinamidae.
GACCGGCGGCGGCACCAUGGGCAUCCACUUCGGGAACCUGGCGCGCGUGCGGCACGUGGUCACGUACAGCCUGUCGCCCUUCGAGCAGCGCGCGCUGCCGCACCUCCUCGCGCGCGGGCUGCCCAACGCCUGGCGCCGCUUCAGCUCCCAGGUCCUCAGGGUGCUGCCGCCCUUCGUGGGCGCCUAUCUCAUCUACUCGUGGGGCACGCAGGAGUUCGAGCGGCUCAAGAGGAAGAACCCGGCCGACUACGAGAGCGAGCAGUGAGGCGGCGGCGCGGCGCGCGGAGCUGCCCAAUAAACCUGGCUGUGUCUGCUGUG